CGCAUGCGCAGUAUAUCCCCGCGGCCAUGACAUAUGGGAGGGAGAGGAGGGCACCAUACCUCGUUCAAACUCACACUUGGUCUCCUCCUAUCUCUCUUUGCUCACCCAUCACUCCAGACGAGACUCUCUAUAAAGACAGUGGCCCAGGCGGCUGUUAGCCGUCAGUAAUGGCCAACUAUCUAGGGUCUGGUUUUGCAGGUGUCACAGGCCCCAUUAGCACUGCUGUACCUAAACCACAAGAUAUCAAGUUGACCAAUUUAUUAGAGGCUUGUUUACAGAAGUAUGGCGUUUUUGACACUCCAGAAGGCCAAAAACACAGGCUCCUCGUACUAGGAAAGUUAAAUGAACUUGUUAAAAAAUGGAUCAUUGAUAUUAGUAAAGAGAAGGGUAAGUCAGAAGCAGAAGCUAAAGAAGUUGGUGGUACCAUCUUUACAUUUGGUUCCUAUAGACUAGGAGUUCAUGGGAAAGGUGCUGAUAUUGAUACCCUCCUCGUAGCGCCAAGACACAUAGAAAGAACAGACUUUUUUAGCUCUUUUAAGGAACUUCUUUUUGAGGCAAAGAACGUAACCAAUGUUAGGGCUGUGCCAGAUGCGUUUGUCCCUGUUAUAAAGCUAGAGUUUGAUGGAGUAGAGAUGGAUCUGUUGUUUGCUCGUUUGGCACUGCCCGUCAUACCUGAUGGACUGGGUCUCCUCGACAUGAGUCUUUUGAAGAACCUUGACGCUAAAUGCGUCAGGAGUCUCAAUGGCUGCCGAGUGACAGACUCAAUACUCAAGCUAGUACCCAAUCAAGAAACCUUUCGACUUGCUUUGAGAGCAAUUAAACUAUGGGCUAAACGUAGGGGUAUAUAUUCUAAUGCUCUUGGAUAUUUAGGAGGAGUGUCUUGGGCUAUGCUGGUUGCUAGAACAUGUCAACUUUAUCCCAAUGCAGCUUCCAGCACCAUUGUACUCAAGUUCUUCUUUGUUUUUGAGAAAUGGAACUGGCCACAGCCUGUAUUAUUAAGAAAGGCUGAAGAAGACGUCUUAGGACUGAACCUCCAAGUUUGGAAUCCCCAGGUUAAUCCAGGAGAUGCCCACCAUCUGAUGCCAAUCAUCACUCCGGCCUAUCCUCAACAGAACUCUACCUUUAAUGUAACAAAGUCGACACGUGACGUCAUGUUGAAUGAAUUUAGAAGAGGAUUGGAUAUAUGCAGAGAUAUAGACGUUGGGAAAUUGUCAUGGGACAUUCUCUUUGAACCAAUCAAGUUCUUCUCAUUAUACAAGCAUUAUAUUGUCAUCUGUGCAACUGCUAUCGAUUCCGAUCUUCUCCUUAAAUGGUCUGGUCUGGUUGAGUCCAAGAUACGUAUCCUAAUUGGUAAGCUGGAGGAUAACGAGAACAUCAAGAUAGCUCAUGUUAAUCCAACAUCGUACCCUCGUAUUGUCCCUGACAGUACUGAUUCUCAUUUGAUGUGGUUCAUUGGUCUCGAGUUCUGUGUUGGUCCAGGUGGCGUGAACAUAACUCUAACAUACGAGAUACAAAUGUUCAUCAAUUCAGUUGUUAAAAGUCCAGCUUUACAGAGUAGUCCUGAUUUACGUAAUGGCACACAGCUUGAUGUAAAGCAUGCAAGAAGAAGAGACUUGUCUGAUUAUUUAUCUCCUGACAUUGUUCCUCCUCUUCCGAAAAAGAAGAAACAGUUUCCAAUAGACAUUGAGACUCCCUCUCCCAUUUUAAAGAGAGUCCAUAAGAUAGAGAGAGUUGAAGAGCCUCGUGUAUCAAAGCGUAUCAAGAUAAUGGAUGAUCCUGAUAGUUUGACUGAUUCUUCUAUAGGAGGGGGAGAGGCCACUGCGAAGACCACCAACGUUGACGAAGAUGAAAGCAGUCUAAUGUCAACUGGAAAGAUUGGUUCUCUUAAUUUCGAUUCAGCUGAUGUAUCUAUCACAGACAUUGAUCCAAUGGAGAACAGCAUCAAUGAUUCAUCAUUAAUGAUGUCAGACUCUUCAAUGAUGGAACACCAGAAUGAAGAAUCAAGAAAUAUUUCGUCACUGAGUACGAGUGAUUCCACUCUUACUACUACUACUACUAACAAUGUCUCUACCUCUUCUUCAUCAGCCAAUGCCUCCUCCUCAUCAUCAGCACAACACAAUCAUUCAAACACUCCAUUAGGACCACUACAAGCAAUACAGCAGCAGCAGCAGCAGUCGUCCGCACAGACAGCACACAUUAAAAAGAACAUUGUCCUCAAAUUAAGCACACAUAAGUAAUAUCAUGCAACAGAGCGCAGCAGCCAUUAUGACUUGGGUUGCUGGGCCCGUAUGAGCGCAUACACUCUUCUUAUUUAUGACUAAUUUUACGUCUUCCUGCCCGUCCCCUCCUCCCUCUCUCUCUCUUCUUGCUCUCCUUCCUUCUUUCUAAGAGUUCUAUAAUACUGUCCUCUCCAUCCUGAUUUUUGUUCAUUUAUCCUGUUUUAUAAUAAUUUAUUUAAAGAA
This is a messenger RNA of Amphimedon queenslandica, 2462 nucleotides long. Its product is annotated as poly(A) polymerase type 3-like. The coding region runs from base 168 to 2237 and encodes 689 amino acids. The transcript has 21 exons. Gene Ontology annotation, biological process: RNA 3'-end processing. The record is from RefSeq and is a predicted model, not a curated record. NCBI's taxonomy places the organism in Eukaryota, Metazoa, Porifera, Demospongiae, Haplosclerida, Niphatidae. Gene Ontology annotation, cellular component: nucleus. Gene Ontology annotation, molecular function: poly(A) RNA polymerase activity; RNA binding.